AUGAGUAAAGCUCUAUUCAGGACCUUUAUCACGUCCCCCUGGUUCCAGAACUCCUCCGUGAUCCUGUCCCUGAACAAGAAGGACCUGCUGGAGGAGAAGAUCAUGUCCUCACACCUGGUGGACUACUUCCCCGAGUACGACGGCCCUCAGAUCCUGAAGAUGUUUGUGGACCUAAACCCAGACAGUGACAAAAUCAUCUACUCCCACUUCACCUGUGCCACCGACACCGAAAACAUCCACUUGGUGUUCGCCGCGGUCAAAGACACCAUCCUGCAGCUCAACCUGAAGGAGUCCAACCUGGUCUAG
Molecule: messenger RNA, 306 nt
Organism: Periophthalmus magnuspinnatus
Lineage: Eukaryota; Metazoa; Chordata; Actinopteri; Gobiiformes; Gobiidae
Product: guanine nucleotide-binding protein G(q) subunit alpha-like
Exons: 2
Biological process (GO): phospholipase C-activating dopamine receptor signaling pathway; action potential; adenylate cyclase-modulating G protein-coupled receptor signaling pathway
Cellular component (GO): heterotrimeric G-protein complex
Molecular function (GO): GTPase activator activity; GTPase activity; G protein-coupled receptor binding
Source: RefSeq, a predicted model, not a curated record